Lolium rigidum is the source of this 1259-nucleotide messenger RNA. RefSeq lists its product as uncharacterized. NCBI's taxonomy places the organism in Eukaryota, Viridiplantae, Streptophyta, Magnoliopsida, Poales, Poaceae. The record is from RefSeq and is a predicted model, not a curated record. The transcript has 2 exons. Gene Ontology annotation, molecular function: zinc ion binding; nucleic acid binding. The coding region runs from base 54 to 659 and encodes 201 amino acids.
UGGCUGAAACAGAGGAGAGACUGAGUGAACUGAGACAAGAGGACAAGUCUGUGAUGGAGUAUGUCGCUGAGCUGCAGCAUUUGUGGGCUGAUUUAGAUCACUAUGAUCCUCUGGAGCUCCAUCAUGCAGAUUGCAUUGCUGCUACUAGAAAGUGGAUUGAACGCAGGCGAGUGAUGAAAUUUCUGAAAGGCCUAAACUCUGAGUUCGAGGGAAGACGUGCUGCAUUGUACCAUCAGCCUUCACUUCCCACUCUAGAGGAUGCCAUAGCAGCGAUCGCACAGGAAGAGGUCAGAUUGAAGUUGACAAAGAGCAACACAACAACUCCAUCUCGUCCAGCCUUCGUUGUAACCCAAAGCUUGGAGACUAGGGACUGCUUCAACUGUGGUGAGAAUGGUCAUUUGAGCCGAAAUUGCACAGCCCCACGCAGGGGAAUUCGGGGUAGAGGAAGAGGAUAUAAUAGAGACGGAUUAAGCAGAGGCAGAGGCCGAGGCCGAGGAUACUCAAGUGGCCCUAGAGCAAAUGUGGCAUUCUCCGAAGAAGAAUCCUCGGGCACAUCUCAUGAAGAGCUAAAGAAGGAAGCAAAUGUGACUAAUGAUGGCGGUUAUGGGGACUUCAGCUUCGACAAGUUCGCUCACCUUGCCUACACCGAUGAAGGCUGACUGGAGAGAGGCUUGGGACCGGAACCAGGCAUAAGGGACUGUGGUAUAUGGACCGGGAGGUGACAAACGAUGCAGUAUGUACUGUACUAGCAGCAACUGCGGGAGAGAAGGAAGCCAUGGUGAUGCUUCAACAUUGUAGAAUGGGACAUUUGUCUUUUGAUAAAAUGUAUAAGGUUGUGCCUGAUGUGAUGUGUGGGGUGGAUAAAAACAAAUUAGUGUGUGAUGCUUGUGAGUUUGGGAAACACACUAGAACAUCCUAUGUGAGUAGGGGACUCCGGAGUAUCUCGCCUUUUGUGCUUAUUCAUUCAGAUGUCUGGACAUGCCCUGUUAUCUCUAUCAGUGGAAUGAAGUACUUCGUGACAUUCAUUGACUGUUAUUCUCGCAUGACAUGGGUGUAUCUUAUGAAGCAUAAAAAUGAGGUAUUUAGAUGUUUCCAGGACUUUUAUGCUUAUGUGAAAAAUCAGUUCCAUACACAGGUGCAGGUAAUUAGGACAGACAAUGGGACUGAGUAUGUGAAUAAAGAGUUUGGUGCAUUCUUGUCAGCAGAAGGUAUAUUGCACCAAACCUCCUGUCCAGAUACGCCCCCUCAAAAUGGAGUAG